GGUUGUUUCUUCCCCUCAUUCAUGAUCGUACCGCGGCGCGAGGUAGAGUUUCACUAAGGUCGCUUAGCGCAUAAAGUAGAAUCGGCAAGAACGCCAAGUCUGAGCGGAAGGGUUCGCCGUCACGACUGGACCCAUCCCGUAUCGACUCCCUCCGACCCCAAGGCCUCUCUCGCUCAACAUCUCACCCACUCACACUCGCUACAUACCAUUUCUGGAGAUAUCGGAAGAUCCCACGGCGCGAACGACCAUUAUCCACAGGCACCAGGGCCUCAUUUUGUUGCGCGAUUGCCUCGAGGAGGCUGUGCUCGGCCCCCCGGCCAGCCGCUCACUUCGCAAUGGACCGGAGAUCUCUGCUGGACGAUGACCAGAACCCGGCCAACGAGCGAACAGAUGUGUUCAGCGAUGAGUUUGAGGUGGAUGACUGGGACAUUGGUGUAGCCGACGGCUUCCGGCCGACUGCAGGGAGAAACAGUGAGGAGAGGGCAGCGCGCCACGGCGCGACGGAAGACUUGGAGGAUGGAACACCUAUACGGACGGUGUCUGCACAUUACGCCCCUGCACCGCCGGUGGGAGCGAGUGGGACGAGGGACUCUGUCCGGAAAUCAGGGAAUCGUGCGAACCCUUUUGCCAGCCCCGAGGACGUCGAACCGGAACGAGGGAACAGUCUCGAAUUCGAGCCGGAAUCCAACUUUGCGCAUCGUACAUUGUCAACGGCGUCGUCACGGAUAUACGCACAGACAGAUAGCCCGAGGUUUGGAGCGGGACCGAGCCAUCCGUAUGGAUUAUAUACCCAAGCAACGAUGCCGAGAUCACCCAGCGCGCGGACGGCGGCAUCCUCAGCACGACAUCCGUCACAACGACAGUCCUUUCAACAGAAUCUCCCCCAACACCCAUACGCUAUGUACCCGCAAGCUAUAGACCUGGACGACGUCGAUGCCGACGAUGACGACGCAGACCAGAUACGACCGAACCCGGUCCCGGUUGGAUUCCCUGGUUUGGGACAGAACUAUACUCGGCGAUUAGGUCCGGACGGCGAGGACCAGGGCAUUAUCGAUGAGGUUGGACACACAGAACAACUACCGCCCUACAGUCGAUAUCCAGAAGACGGGCCAGAGAAGAUGCCUCUACUACCGCCAACAUUACACAGCCGAGCUCCAGUGGAAGGGUCAGACCCCACGAUGGCGCUUAUGCACACCACACUCCAGCCCAGCCCGACACCAGUACAGCAAUCUAUGACGGAUGAGUCUGCUCUAAACCGAAACUCCGUCGCGCACAGUAUGACUCGGAUGUUGUCCACAUCAAGUGCGACUGGCAGCAGUGCCAAGAAGAGUUGGCAACAUAAAACAUGGAAGGAGAGAACAUGGCGAGAAAGACGGUGGACACGUUUCUGUGGCAUACCCUUCUGGGUGAUACUGCUCGUUAUUGGUGUCUUUCUGUUCAUCGCCACUGUGCUCGGCGGUGUAAUUGGGGGAUACAAAGCCGGAGGCAAGAGUGCCAAAACCACAAAGGCUGCUACGACUACCGUCGUGACGUCGCUAUACGAUGCUAGUCUCAUGCCAUCACCCACGUCAGGCGGUCCUCCUACGGGCACUUUUGCUCUCACCCUUGGAGAUCCCGAGGAGGUUGUAAACGACUGUCUGGCCAACCGAGACCUGGCGAUGGCCUGGGACUGUAACUUGGCACCCAAUCCCAAGCUGGGCAUAUCCAUCGUCGAAUCGUCGGAUCCCGACCAAGGCAUGGGAGCAACACUCUUCUACAAUUCGGACGACCCAUCGAUCGCCGCCGGUGCGCAAUUGGCGUACAUGGACACCCAGUUCUCAUCAUUUUUGACUGUCCUCGACAACGAUGAUCAAGAUAAUGGACUGGCAUUCUACUUUCAAUCGUGGUACGACAAAGUCGUGGUUGUACCAGAGGGCAGUAUCAACCUAGCAGGGCCGAGCAAGCGAGGCCCGCCGAAGAAGGCCUUCGUUGGUUCCAGCUUCCAAGUUCCCGACGCAUGGAAAGGCCGCAAGCAAACGCUCACGCCUGGCGAAAAGCCGUGGUUUUGCGUUUGGAACGAUACAUUCGUGGAAGGCUUCAUCUAUGUCAAUGAGCCAUCAGUAACCCUCACAACCAGCAGCAGCUCGAGUUCGAUCACACCUCCUCCGUCGACACAGGCAGGCUCCGCAAGCUCGUCUACCGUGACGGAUAGUCCGACUACAGGCUCUGAGAGCUCAAGCGGCACAACGGCGGACAUUGCAACGACCACGGCCGCAGCGGAUAUCAUCACAAAAACCAUCGUCAACCCAUUUACCACGGCGGUCUACACAGGACCAGCGUCCGAACUUCCUCCUUGGGCCAGCGGCGAAGCCAUGAGAGCCAAGCAGCGAGCGGCGUACGCAAACAGCAUGCAUCAGAAACCCAAGCGACAACUCCCCGCCCGAUACCCGGAUAUGCCGUUCGUCGUCAAAAUCGAGGAGCGUCGACUAGCCGAGAGUCCCCAGCCGUACUGUCAGCAGUAUCAGAUCCUCGACAAUGGCCACGCGAACUGGGCGCCCGGUCCGGACGGCAAGCCGAUUAUGGUGUACUUGGACGAGCUCGAUCCGAUACAGACAGCUGACGCAGCGGCCACGGGUACGAUUGCUGCAAGACAUGCCAAGAGGAACGGCGAACCUGUGCCGAACUCAUGCCAUUGCCAAUGGAUGAGUGGAGAUCCGAGUAUGCAAGGCGUCGGAUAUGCCGGUCACUGCGGCUUGCUUUUUGGGAUGGUCUCCUUCGUUGCUUCACCCAUCGUGAAAGGUCGCAUCAAAGAUGUCGAUGGCUUGACGAACGACUUCCCUGUCCGUCGGGAAAAGUAA
Molecule: messenger RNA, 2837 nt
Organism: Zymoseptoria tritici IPO323
Lineage: Eukaryota; Fungi; Ascomycota; Dothideomycetes; Mycosphaerellales; Mycosphaerellaceae
Exons: 4
Coding region: 336-2837 (833 amino acids)
Source: RefSeq, a predicted model, not a curated record